UUGUACUUAUUGGAGACUCUGGAGUAGGCAAGAGUAACCUUCUGUCUCGAUUCACUCGCAAUGAGUUUAACUUGGAAAGCAAAAGCACCAUUGGAGUAGAAUUUGCAACAAGAAGCAUUCAAGUUGAUGGGAAGACAAUAAAGGCUCAGAUAUGGGACACAGCGGGGCAGGAGCGAUACCGAGCUAUCACAUCAGCGUACUAUCGCGGAGCUGUAGGGGCAUUAUUGGUGUAUGACAUUGCCAAGCACCUCACUUACGAGAAUGUAGAGCGAUGGUUGAAAGAGCUGAGGGACCAUGCUGACAGCAAUAUUGUAAUCAUGCUUGUGGGAAACAAGAGUGACCUGCGCCACCUGAGAGCAGUGCCUACAGAUGAGGCCAGAGCUUUUGCAGAGAAGAAUGGUUUGUCAUUUAUUGAGACGUCUGCUUUAGACUCUACAAACGUGGAAGCAGCUUUCCAGACUAUUCUGACAGAGAUCUAUCGUAUUGUUUCCCAGAAGCAAAUGUCGGACAGACGCGAGAACGACAUGUCUCCAAGCAACAACGUGGUUCCCAUUCAUGUCCCUCCAACCACCGAAAACAAACCAAAGAUGCAGUGCUGUCAGAAUAUAUAGAAUCGUUGGUUCUUUCCUAAAAGGCUGUGUAUAUUCCCCGGGUCCGAGAUUUAAAUAUAUUUGUAAUUCUCGUGG
Molecule: messenger RNA, 686 nt
Organism: Nestor notabilis (Kea)
Lineage: Eukaryota; Metazoa; Chordata; Aves; Psittaciformes; Psittacidae
Gene: RAB11A
Product: RAB11A, member RAS oncogene family
Exons: 4
Biological process (GO): exocytosis; neurotransmitter receptor transport, endosome to postsynaptic membrane; melanosome transport
Cellular component (GO): postsynaptic recycling endosome; transport vesicle; axon
Molecular function (GO): GTPase activity; GTP binding
Source: RefSeq, a predicted model, not a curated record